GCCCCGCCCCGAGGCGCGGCCCGGGAGCAGGAAGCGCGGCGCGGCGGCGGCGGCGGCGGCGUUGGGAUGGACCCCCCGGCCAAGGAGGGGCAGCUCUACGUGCAGCACAGCCUCAAGUUCGGGGCCAAGCGCUGGAAGAAGAGCUGGUUCGUGCUGUACCCGGCCAGCCAGCACGGCGUGGCGCGCCUCGAGUUCUUCGACUGCAAGGACCCGGCGGCGCCGAGCGAGAAGCCGGGCACCAAGCGGCUGGACAAGAAGAUCGUGCGUCUGGCCGACUGCGUGAGCGUGGCGCCCGCCAGCGAGAGCGGCCCCAAGGAUGGCACGGCCACCUUCUGCCUGGAGACCAGCGACCGCAGCUACCUCUUCGCCGCCCAGAAGCAGCAGAGCGCCGAGUGGGUGGGGAAGCUGUGCGAGAUCGCCUUCGGGGGCAAUGCGGGCGGCGAGGGCCGGCUGCCGGGCGGGCGCAGCGCGGAGGGCAGCGCCGCAGCGCCUGCCCUGGAGAUGGCCGUGAAUUCCAUCUACUACUCACGGGACGAAGUGAACAGCUUCUGGGUGACAGUGCAGAGGACGGAGGCGGCCGAGCGCUGUGGGCUGUACGGGACCUACCAGCUGCGGGCAGAGCGCGACGGCCUGGCGCUCCGCGACCCCCAGACGAAGGAGACGCUCUACGUGUGGCCCUACCGGCUGCUCCGGAGAUAUGGGCGUGACAAGGUGAUGUUCUCCUUUGAAGCUGGGCGGCGCUGCAGCUCCGGCCCCGGGAACUUCACUUUCGAGACCAAGCAGGGGAACGAGAUCUUCCGUCUGGUGGAGGCGUCCAUCCGGGAGCAGAAGACGCUGGCGGAGGAGCACCGGCAGAGCUGCGACUCGCUGGAUGCGGACUGCCCCAGUGUCAUGCAGAUCCGCAGCACCCUGGCCGACUCGCUCAGCCUCGACCUCCCAGCCGAGGGCGACAGCCCUGCAGGCCCCAAGGCCGGGCUGGCUCCCCGGCUCAGCGCCGCUCCAGAGGAGAGGGACGCCCUGAGCCUGCUGAAGACCCGGAGCCUCCCGGAGCCCCCGAUGCCGCAGAGCAAGCCUGCGCCUACCAGCACACCCCCGCGCUCCCCGCUGCCCAAGGUGCCCCGGCCUGUGCUGCCCUCCGAGGACAUGUCCAGCCUGUACUCGGAGCCCCUGGACUCGGUGAAGGGCCCGCGGCUCUGGCUGGACCCACUGUACUCAGACCCCAUUGACAGCAAACUGGGGGCUGUGGGUAGCGCGCCGGGGCCGGGGCCAGGCUCAGGGCUAGGGCCGGCCCCACGCUGCAAGGAGCACAUCUAUGACGAACCCGAGGGGCGGGCGCCACGACCUCUGCCCGACACCAUCUGCAUCUACGAUGAGGCACGGCUGCUGGGCGAGGCCUGGCGCACGCAGGGCCUGGACGACCGGGAUGGCUACGAGUUCCCCUACAACCCCAACUCCGACUACUCGGUGCCGCCCAUCCAGCCCAAGGCAGGUGCCAAGGGCCCCAAGCCCAUCCCCGCACCCAAGCCCCAGGCUGCCCUCAUCCCCAAGGCCCUCGAGAAGGGCACGGACGCCAGCCGCAGGCGUGUGGCCCCUGCUCCCGACAGAGCCAGCAACCGCCCCGGCCUCAACAGCAGCAACAACAACAACAAGGAGGUGCUGUACAGCCAGGUGCUGAAGCCCCCGCACAGGCUGCGCCCGGAGCUGUGCGUGGAUGACGACAGCCUGACGCCCAUGUACGAGGACCUGGGGGAGAUCUGACCAGCCCUGAAGCUGGGCCGGCUGUGCCCCCGUGGGGGGGCCGGGGUGUGAACUGAGGGGCUGGGUGGGCACUGGCCUGGAGAGCUGUUGCGGGGCAGGGACAGGAUGGGGAAGCUGGUGACGGUGCCCACACCGCAGGGACACUCCCUCCCACGUGCUCUGCUGGGAGGGGCCGUGGUUGCUCAGUUCCUGGUGCCCUGGUCGGGGCAGUCUUGAGACCCCUCCAGUGCUUGGACUUGGACGUGGGCGGUUUCUCCCCCACAGUAUUUUUAUAAAGUUUUAUUUUGGUAUUAAAGUAUAACUUUUCAGG
Molecule: messenger RNA, 2068 nt
Organism: Alligator mississippiensis (American alligator)
Lineage: Eukaryota; Metazoa; Chordata; Crocodylia; Alligatoridae
Gene: DOK1
Product: docking protein 1
Exons: 5
Coding region: 67-1758 (563 amino acids)
Biological process (GO): cell surface receptor protein tyrosine kinase signaling pathway; positive regulation of MAPK cascade
Cellular component (GO): cytoplasm
Source: RefSeq, a predicted model, not a curated record